Erinaceus europaeus (western European hedgehog) is the source of this 551-nucleotide messenger RNA. Its product is annotated as ATP synthase subunit g, mitochondrial-like. Gene Ontology annotation, molecular function: proton transmembrane transporter activity. The coding region runs from base 1 to 450 and encodes 149 amino acids. The transcript has 2 exons. The record is from RefSeq and is a predicted model, not a curated record. Lineage: Eukaryota; Metazoa; Chordata; Mammalia; Eulipotyphla; Erinaceidae. Gene Ontology annotation, biological process: proton motive force-driven ATP synthesis.
AUGUCAUAUAAAAUUGCCAGGAAGGUGAAACUCAGCAUUCUAUUUCAGGGUGUUUGUAGAUUGUUAUCAGAAUGCACAUGGCUGCACGAUGGAAGGUCCGUCACCCUGAACCGUGGGCUGAAUGUCACCUCCCAGAAGGACCCGCCGAAGGACCGUAACCUCGCUGAGAAGGCCCCGACGCUGAUAAAUGCUGCUGUGACUUACUCCAAGCCUCGAUUGGCCACAUUUUGGCAGUAUGCCAAGGUUGAGCUGAUUCCUCCAAACCCUGCUGAGAUCCCUACAGCUAUUCAGAGCUUGAAAAAAAUAGUCAAUAGUGCUAAAACUGGUAGCUUCAAACAUCUCACAGUUAAGGAAGCUGUGCUGAAUGGUUUGGUGGCCACAGAGGUGUGGAUGUGGUUUUAUGUCGGCGAGAUCAUAGGCAAGCGUGGCCUCAUUGGUUAUAAUGUUUGAAGACCAAUCUUUAACAUCUGGUUAUAUUUGAUUUCUUAUUUGAGUGUUCCUGGGCUAUGUGUGAUCAGACUGGUAUCUGAAUAAAAUAAGACAAUAUCAAA